UUCCCGCGGCCCUCAUGGCGGAGGCGGCUCUGGACGCGGUGCGGAGGGCGUUGCAAGAGUUCCCGGCGGCGGCUCGCGACCUCAAUGUGCCUCGUGUUGUGCCCUACAUGGAGGAGCCUCCAAGUCCCCUCUGCUUCUACCGGGAUUGGGUGUGCCCCAAUAGGCCCUGCAUUAUCCGCAAUGCUCUGCAACACUGGCCAGCCCUCCGGAAGUGGUCUCUGCCCUACCUGAGAGCCACGGUGGGCUCCACCGAGGUGAGUGUGGCCGUGACCCCAGAUGGUUAUGCCGAUGCUGUCCGUGGGGACCGCUUUGUGAUGCCUGCCGAGCGCCGCCUCCCCGUAAGCCGCGUGCUCGAUGUGAUAGAGGGUCAGGCCCAGCACCCAGGGGUCCUCUACGUACAGAAACAGUGCUCCAACCUGCCCACUGAGCUGCCCCAGCUUCUGGCUGACAUUGAGUCCCAUGUGCCCUGGGCCUCCGAGUCACUGGGAAAGAUGCCCGAUGCUGUGAACUUCUGGCUGGGGGAGGCAGCUGCAGUGACCUCCUUGCACAAGGACCACUAUGAGAAUCUGUACUGUGUGGUCUCUGGCGAGAAACGCUUCUUGUUACACCCGCCCAGCGACCGGCCCUUCAUCCCCUACGGUCUAUACACACCAGCAACCUACCAGCUGACCGAAGAGGGCACUUUUAGGGUGGUGGAUGAGGAAGCCAUGGAGAAGGUGCCCUGGAUCCCGUUGGACCCCUUGGCUCCAGAUCUGGUGCGGUACCCUAGUUACAGCCGGGCCCGGGCCCUCCACUGCACAGUGCGUGCCGGCGAGCUGCUGUACCUGCCGGCUCUGUGGUUCCACCAUGUGCAGCAGUCCCACGGCUGCCUUGCUGUGAAUUUCUGGUAUGACAUGGAGUAUGACCUCAAGUAUAGUUACUUCCAGCUGAUGGACUCCCUUACUAGGGCCGCAGGCCUUGAAUAGUGGGACCCCCACAGACACUGCAGAGGACAGCGGCGGAGGGGGGAUUGAUUCUUGAGGCAGCCUGGAGUUUGACUACGCACUGGCUGCCGCCCAGGUUCCUGCCUGCGUUGAGAUCAUCCUUGAAGGAACUUGGAGGACCAGGAGAUGCCAGGCAGGUCUGGGUGAGGAUGCCCAGGAAGUUGCCACACAGGUGACGGGGUGAUCGGGUACAGCAGUCAUAACCUUGGCUGAGUCACUGCAUGGCAGCAUCAAUCCUCUGGCUGUAAAGUGGAUAAUAAUGGCUCUAGCUCCCAGGGCUGUUGUGGAAAGAGACAUGGGCCAACACAGAGGAAGCAGUCAAUAAAAGAUGCCGUCGA
Messenger RNA from Psammomys obesus (fat sand rat), 1321 nucleotides. RefSeq names its product jumonji domain containing 7 (gene Jmjd7). Bases 15 to 965 code for a protein of 316 amino acids. The transcript has 8 exons. NCBI's taxonomy places the organism in Eukaryota, Metazoa, Chordata, Mammalia, Rodentia, Muridae. The record is from RefSeq and is a predicted model, not a curated record. Gene Ontology annotation, molecular function: 2-oxoglutarate-dependent dioxygenase activity.